AUGGUUUCAAAAGAAAUUAGUGCACUUCUGCUGUUGCUGCCACUGCACCUGGUUUAUGGAACUGAUCUUAUCAGAUAUGUAUAUCCAGCUUAUAAUAUAAAAAGCUAUGGGAAUAAUGAAAUAAAUUUGCACCAUUCAGCAAGUAACGAAGACAGUGGGCAUAACAGCAACUCAAAAUCUGCAAGUAAUGAAUUAAAAGGACGUGGAAACAAUGGCCACUCUAAUUCUGCAAGUCAUGAAGUAAAGGGAAAGUAUGCGUUCAAGAUUGAUGACAAUUCUGAAAGUCAGCAGGUGAAGGGUCAAUAUUCAAGGAGAUCCUCUGAAGAGAAUAGGCAGAAUGGUCACUCCAAUUCUGGCAGUCACCAAGUGAAGGGCCAAUUUUCAAGGAGAUCCUCUGAAGAAAACACGCAGAAUCAUCACUCCAAUUCUGGCAGUCACCAGGUUAAGGGUCAUUAUUCAAGGAGAUCCUCUGAAGAAGGCACCCAGAAUAGUCACUUCAAUUCUGGAACAAAUCCGGAAAAGGGCCACUAUUCAAGGAGAUCGUCUUCUGAAGAAAACAAUCAGGGUGCAGAUGCUAACUCAACAAGUGACGAAUCUAAUGACCAAGAUUCAGAAGACAAUGAAACUAAUAACGAUUCUGAUUCCUCUUCCUCGUCUUCCUCAGAAGAACAAGAUGGAGAGCCAGGACCACCUGGCCCACCUGGGCCACCUGGUCCACCAGGAUACCCAGGAAAGCCAGGAUUUGGGCUACCGGGGCAUCCUGGUAAACCUGGGCCACCAGGGCCACAAGGAUUAUCAGCUGUUGGAAAACCAGGCCAUCCAGGAGAAGCAGGAAGGCCAGGUGUGCCAGGAACUCCUGGACGAAAAGGGGAAAAGGGAGCCCCAGGGAAGCAAGGACCAAGAGGGCCUCCAGGACCGAGUGGGCCUCCUGGACCAGCUGGGUUAUCUGUCAUUGGUAAACCAGGUGCUAAAGGAGAACCAGGUCAACCAGGAACACUUGGAUUUCCUGGAAGAAAAGGGAACCCAGGAUAUCCAGGUCAACCUGGGCCAAAAGGGGAUAUGGGUAUUGGAAGUCCAGGGCGACCUGGUGAUAAAGGUCCUCCUGGACCACGAGGUCCACCAGGUCUACCUGGACCACAAGGUAAAGGACACCCAGGAUUGCCUGGUCCUAAAGGUGAACCAGGUCACAAAGGUGAAAAAGGAUCACCAGGAGAGUCAGGAAGGCCAGGAAAACCAGGCCAAAAUGGUCCACCCGGACCACCUGGAAAACAAGGGAUUGGACUACCUGGAGCAAGAGGACCUUCAGGAAUUCCUGGGAAGAAAGGCCACCCUGGUCUACAAGGCUUGCCAGGUACUCCUGGACUACCAGGCUUAGGAAAACCAGGACUGCCAGGAAUAAAAGGACAUCCAGGUUUACCUGGUGAAGCUGGAAAACCAGGAGAGAAAGGACAGCAUGGCUCACCUGGAGAACCUGGACCACGAGGUUCAGUGGGACCAGCAGGGUCACCAGGACCAAAAGGCCCAAAGGGUCCACCUGGUGCAGUUGGUGCACCAGGAGAAAAGGGUCAUCCAGGAUUGAUGGGUCCAAAAGGGCAGGCAGGCUCAAAAGGUGAGCCAGGAUCAACUGGAGAGCGAGGACCACCGGGGCCCCCUGGAAAACCAGGAUCAAAAGGUGAUAAAGGACUACCAGGUCCAGAGGGUAAAAAAGGUGAUAAGGGACUUAUUGGACCACGUGGAAAACCAGGCAGUGCAGGUAGAAUAGGGCCUCAAGGACCUCAAGGCCAUCCAGGUGAACCUGGAAAAAAAGGACUUCCGGGAACACCUGGCCCAAAAGGCUUAAUUGGGCUUCCAGGCUCUCCAGGCCAUCCAGGAGUAAAAGGAGAUCCAGGGGUUCCAGGAACACAAGGUCCUCCAGGCCCCCCAGGUAAAUUUAAUGGAAAAGUCAUUGAAGGACCACAAGGUCCACCUGGACCAAAAGGACCAAGUGGGCCACCAGGCAGUCCAGGACUUCCUGGUCCAGCAGGCCCACCUGGUGAAAUUAUUAUGCACACCGGAAAAUAUUUAGGCUAUCAUGGCUAUAUCAACUCAGAUGAUGUAGUGAAUCCUGUUCCAGCAUUUACUGCCAUUCUUUCUCAGCCAUUUCAUUCAACGGAUGAACCAAUAGUCUUUGACAAAAUAUUGAUCAAUUCAAAUAACAACUAUAAUCCAUCAAAUGGAAUUUUUACAUGUGAAAUAACAGGCAUCUACCAAUUUUUUUAUCACGUACACGUCAAGGAGGCAAACGUUUGGGUUGGUUUAUAUAAAAACAAUGAGCCUGUAAUGUAUACAUAUGAUGAAUAUUCACCACAAUAUGUUGAUCAUGCCUCAGGAACUGCCAUUUUACAUUUAAAUGAUGGUGACAAAGUGUAUGUAAAACUACCAGCAAAAAAGUCUAAUGGCUUAUAUUCUUCUGAAUAUAUGUAUUCAUCUUUUACUGGAUUGUUAAUUACACCAUCAUGA
Hypanus sabinus (Atlantic stingray) is the source of this 2499-nucleotide messenger RNA. Its product is annotated as collagen alpha-1(X) chain-like. Lineage: Eukaryota; Metazoa; Chordata; Chondrichthyes; Myliobatiformes; Dasyatidae. Gene Ontology annotation, molecular function: protein binding. The record is from RefSeq and is a predicted model, not a curated record. Bases 1 to 2499 code for a protein of 832 amino acids. The transcript has 10 exons.